AUGGAAGCAAAACAGAUUGUUUUCCUCUUCCUCCUCAUCCCCAUUAUCAUCUCCGUCUCAUCAGAGCCCCUCCAACAACACCAGACCUUCUUCCCCACCUCACUCCCCCAAGUAACCCAAGAUUUAGAAACCCUCUCCUGGGACAUUCCCAAACAAUUCUCUGAUGAUUCCGAAUCCGAAUCAAUUGUCGUCCCCCUACACCACUGCCUGUACGAGGUCACGUACGGAGACCAAUCCACCACCUCGGGCACGUUUUCCACCGAGACACUGACCUUCGGAGCCACCAAAUUGCCGCGACUCCCCUUGGGCUGUGGUAACGACAACAAGGGCUUGUUUUCCGGGUCCGCCGGUCUGCUCGGCCUCGGCCGCGGGAAACUGUCCUUCCCGGCCCAGGCCGGCAUAAACAAUUUCUCCUACUGCCUCGUGGGACGCUACUCAAACUCGUCGUCGUAUUUGAUGUUCGGCGACUCGUCGGUCUCCAGGAAAGCGGUUUUCACGCGCCUGCUCACCAAUCCCGAAAUCGGCACGUUUUACUACGUCGAGUUGAAAGGGAUCUCGGUGGGCGGGACCCGGGUGCGGGGAAUCAAACCGUCCGUUUUCAAGAUAAACACAACCGCGGGCCUCGGAGGGGUGAUUGUGGACUCGGGCACGUCCGUGACCUGGCUGGUCCAGCCCGCCUAUGACGCGCUGAGGAAAGCUUUCAAUGACAGUGCUUCUUCUGACCUGAAGCCGGCGGCCGAGGGAUUCGAAAACCUUGACACGUGUUUCGAUUUACGCGGGAAGAAGGAGGGGAAGGUGCCAACGGUGGUGCUGCACUUCAAAGGCGCUGACAUGCACCUGCCGGCCUCGAAUAUCCUGAUUCCGGUGGACGAUAACGGCAAGUUCUGCUUUGCGUUUGCGGGCACGACCAACAGUCUCGGGAUGUCCAUAAUUGGUAAUGUUCAGCAGCAGAGAUUCCGAGUCAGUUUCGACCUGGCCAAUGAGAAAAUCGGCUUCGCACCAGAAAAUGAACUUCUUCUUCUUCUUCUUCUUCUUCUUCCUCUUCCUCCUCUUCAGCUAUCACAUCUCCAUCUCAUUUUCAUCAGAGCCCCUCCAUUACCAAACCCUCUUCGUCAAACCACUCCCCAAAUUACCCAAAUUGGAAACUCUAUCAUGGGACACCAAACAAUUCUUCGAAUCCCUAUCCGAAUCCGAAACCCCACCCAUCAUCGUCCCCCUGCACAACAUCGACCACCUCUCCCCUACCUCCAACUCCACACGGGAGUCCCUCAUCUUGAAACGCCUUCAUCGAGAUGCCAUCCGUGCCCAAGCCACAUCUUCCAGCUGAAUAAAUCCGCCUCCUUCGCAAAUGCCGGUUGCAACUCCACCCCCUGCAAACUCCUCAAAAUAGGGGAGUGCAAAGAAGAUGGCGACAUAUGCACCUACGAGGUCAGGUACAGUGACGAAUCCGACACCAUUGGUGUAUCCUACGGGGACGGCUCCUUCACCUUCGGCGAAUUCUCCACCGAGACGCUCACCUUCCGGAGGACCAAGGUCCCCGCCGUCGCCCUCGGCUGCGGCCACGACAACGAGGGCCUCUUUGUCGGCGCCGCCGGCCUUCUCGGCCUCGGCCGGGGGCGGCUCUCAUUCCCCACCCAGGCCGGCCCCCGGUUCGGGAGAAAAUUCUCUUACUGCCUCGUGGACCGGUCGGCCUCGUCCAAGCCGUCGUCCAUGGUGUUCGGCGGCUCGGCCAUCUCCCGGCGCGCCGCCUUCACGCCGCUGGUGGCGAACCCCAAGCUCGACACGUUCUACUACGUGGGCCUGAACGGGAUUUCGGUGGGCGGCGCACGGGUGCCCGGGAUCACGGCGUCGCUCUUCCAGCUCGACAGCACCGGCAACGGGGGUGUGAUAGUAGACUCGGGUACGUCCGUGACCAGGCUGACCCGACCCGCAUACGUGGCGCUGAGGGACGCGUUCCGGGCCGGAGCCUCCAACCUGAGGCCCGCCUCGGAGUUCUCCCUCUUCGACACGUGCUUCAACCUGUCCGGGAAGACGGAGGUCAAGGUGCCGACGGUGGUCCUCCACUUCGGCGGCGGGGCCAACGUGCCCCUGCCGGCGUCGAACUACCUGAUUCCGGUGGACGGCGACGGCAAGUUCUGCUUCGCGUUCGCGGGCACCAUGAGUGGGCUGUCCAUAAUCGGCAACAUUCAGCAGCAGGGCUUCCGGGUCGUGUUCGAUCUGGCGGCGAACAGGGUAGGGUUUGCACCCAGA
Messenger RNA from Striga asiatica, 2250 nucleotides. The record is from the annotation of a GenBank genome assembly. Lineage: Eukaryota; Viridiplantae; Streptophyta; Magnoliopsida; Lamiales; Orobanchaceae.